CUUCCUCUCUUCUCUUCUGGCAUCCCCCAUCCCCCAUCGCUUUAUGUGCUUCCAUACAGCCUGAAAAAUCAACCGGAGGAGGAAACCUUCACACUCGCGGAGAAUAGACUGACCCUCGGCGACCAGAAGAUCGCUUAUAAACGGGAUCACGGACUGGAUCGGAGUGACCCAUCUAAACCACCGCGCACUGAUUUGCAUAUCCAUUCUUCCUACCUCCUUCAUUUGCCUUUCCUUCACUGAGAAUGGCAAGCGGGCAUUCCACUGACAAAUUCAGUUUUCUGUACCCAACAGACACCAGUCAGAACGUUAAGAGUAAGAACAGGCUGUCUUCCACCAUGAACCCGGUGUACAGUCCAGUGCAGCCGGGAACCCCGUACGGAAACCCCAAGAAUAUGGCAUACACAGGUUAUCCUGGAGGUUACCCGACGACCGCCCCGACCUACACAGCCAACCUUUAUCAGACAGGUAGCCCGGGAUACCCACCAGUGCUGCUGGUGAAGCAGGCCUGGCCCCAGACGGCAUCUGCUCCGGGGCCCGCAGAAGGCUCCUAUGACCUGGCCAUGGACGCUGGCUCAGAGAGCAGGCAGUACCAGGCCUCAUCUACAGCAUUCAGAUACACUGCUGGAACGCCUUAUAAAGUGCCCCCUACUCAGACCAACGGAGCCCCUCCGCCCUAUUCCCCGUCUCCUAACCCCUACCCGACGGCCAUGUACCCCAUUAGAAGUGCCUAUCCCCAGCAGAACCUCUAUGCUCAGGGUGCUUAUUACACGCAGCCGGUGUAUGCCGCCCAGCCUCAUGUAAUCCACCACACCACCGUGGUCCAGCCCAACAGCAUCCCCUCCGCCAUCUACCCCGCUCCUGUACCUGCGCCCCGCUCCAACGGCGUGGCCAUGGGCAUGGUGGCCGGGACAACGAUGGCCAUGUCUGCCGGUGAGACGCUCAAAAAUUACGGAACGCUGCUGACCACCCCUCAGCACACUCAGAUCGGAGCACACCCCGUCACCGUGCCAACGUACCGACCCCAAGGAACACCUGGGUACAGCUACGUGCCACCUCACUGGUAGAGCCCACCUGCCAAUCAUAUCUGGAGUCAAACAUUGUAUGCAACUACUCAAGUCUUACAUCGGCGCUCUGUGCUCAACAGUGAGGCGCCACGUCUGUUUGCAAGAACAAAAAGAGAAAAAAGUGCAAGGGUCACUUUAUGCAUUCUUACGUGUUUUUGUAAAAGCUGCUUUUUUAUCUUUUUAUUUAAUUUCGUUCUUUUUCGUUUCGUUUCGUUUUCGCGUUUUUUUCCUUCUCAUUUUUUUUUGGGAUGAUGUUCUUGCAUUAGGAUAUUUUAAUUCUUCAUUGUUCCAUAGUUAUUCUACAAGAGCUCCAGAAUGAUUUCGACCAAUCACGACCCGUCUUUGUGUUCAGUAUAAAACGCUGGUGUGUAGGAAUGUACCGACGCAAUAUCAGCACCACUCGGAUCAUAAUCAUCCACUUAUGCUGCCAAAUUUUAUAACCUUUAGAUAUUAGCACAGGGUUCGUCGUUUUCCUUUUAUUUAUUUACAGCAGAGAUUUUGAGUUCGGCCUUCCCGAAGCGCUUGGGAACGGUUCCAGAAAAAUUUCAUUUCGUUCUGUCAUCGAUAACAAGGGUGUCUUCCAGCUUGUAGCUGUUCAUGUAGAUUUGUAAGGAAUAUAUCAUUAGUAGGGCAGUGCAAACGUGGUUUAACCUUCAUUAGGAUAUCGAGUACAUACAGUAAUCUUAGUUAUUCACUAAAUAGAGAACGUUUGAGUGAGCCGGUUACUUUAUUAGCUUAUGUGUCAGGAUAGCGUAAGCUUCGAAACUAUAACGUGUAUAUGCGAUUUAUAAAAAUGUGCGCGCAUGGGUGCUCCCGCGGCAUGCGCUCACCGUGAAUAUUGAGGAAUACAAAAAAAAAAAAAAAUGUAUCGGUGGCACUUAGCUGGAGCCUCUGGGUGCGAUGUCGUCCCCGCGGGCAUCGAAACGCGUGCCAACUUCGAGGCCAGAAAGGACGGAUGCUACUCUGACGGGAACGAUUAGGAUCGAAUCCGAUUCAAAGGGACUUUGCAACAUCGUAGAUAGCACUAAAAGCAAAAAAACACACACGCACACACACACACACGAGGGAGGUAUGGCGUUCCGGCAUUCAUUUCCAAUCAGCUCCGGGUCUAGAGUGGGUCUGACCCCUGGUCCUCUGUGAAUCCUUGGGCCUUUAGGCCCGUCGUUGCACAGAUUUUAGGCGUAGGAACGGAGUUGUUCAAUGCAAUAAUACGAACGGCCUGCUUGAAUGGCUUUUAAUUGUAAUUUACAGCAUUUUUAGAGAGAGAGAGAUAAAGAGAAUCUUGAUUUCCUAUCCCAAGGCCUCGCCUGUAUCCAUGAAUAGUGUACUCAGAAGUGACAUAUCAAGUAUUCUAUGAAAUGUUAUCAUACCGAAGCAUUGCACAUUGACAAAUAGACGUAACUUAAUAACCAAUUAUACGGUACACUCUCAUAUUUAAUGAUGUAAUUAAGAAAAUCAAGCAUUUACUCUGCAGACCAUUAGUCUUGGUAAUGUCUCUGGAAGUAAUAUUAUUGUCAGUACAGAACAGUAUCACUCUUUACGUUGUUUUGUUGGCUAAGCGACCACUAUUGCGAUAUAUAGUACACUCAAAAGUGGGAAGAAGCGAUUCUCUGAUCUUAUGUGAAAGUCAUAACGUCUAGUAAUGCAUGUGUCAUGCGGGUGAAUGCAGUAUAGUGUAAUCAGAUGGAAACUAUGCCCUUGCGAAGCAUGGUUGCUUCAUGUUGAAUUGCAGCUUAUGGAUUGCUUUUAAUAAUACAUUUACAUUACAGCACAUUCCCUUAUGUAUUUUUCGUUAAAGUAAAGGGAGAGAGUGAGAGCGCAGAGUGACUCAUGAACCUCGUGGUGUGUGUAUAUAUAUAUAAAUCACAUGAAUUAAGUGAAGCCUCUUUUUUGCUUAAAAUUACUGUAAAACAUCUUUUUUUAAAUAGCUAUUUUAUUUAAAUAGUUAUUCGUAUUACUCUAAAUAGUGUUCGUUUUUACAAAUCUCUGCAAUGUGGGGGUUUUUUUGGUUUGAUUUUUUUUUUACAUCAGCAAAGACAGUACAACAAAUAUUCCUCUAAAUUUCAAGAGGAAAUUGUCAUAAAGAUAAUAAUAAAAAAUAUUAAAUCUUAAACAGGCUUCAUUUUCUUUAUGCAUAUAUAUAUAUAUAUAUAUAUAUAUAUAUUUCUUGACAGGUUCCAUGAGAUUCAUCAUUGCAGAAUAAUCAUUUUCCUGUUGUAUCGGUAAGCAGCAUUUGUAUUUGUAAUAUUUGUCUAACGAUGGAAUUUUGUCCUCAGUAAGUAAUUCAGAUCAGUCCAAUCAGCUCACUUGUUUAUGAUUGAAUGAGAAUCUCGUACCGUUCUCAUGCUCUGUUCUGAUGACAUUCGAUGUCAUUUUCGUGCGCUCUCUGCCCUGCUCUUUCCUUUUCUGGUCUUAUACAGUAUUAUAUCAAGCAGUGAACUAUAUUUUCCGUGUCUUUGCAUACGUUCGCCUCACGAGACUUGAUCGAUGCGUUUAAUCACUGUAGUCGACAUAUGACACUCUGAACUCUAGGACUAGAGUGACCUUUUACACCGCAAAAAGAAUAAGGGUUUUGAUUCUGAAAUAGAGGACGUUACCAUCCACUCUGACAUGUAAUUUAGGCGCUUUUUACGUAAGUGUUAUUUAAAGUUUUAAUUAAUGAUUGAUGUUCAUUUUUCUUAAAUAGGAGAUCUUUAUAGUUGAUCUGGAGUGGAGUGAUACAGUCCAUGUGGUUGAGAGGCAUUUCAGAGCACAAGUCUUCAAAGGGUUUCCUCUUCCUCUGCACGCAUUUCCCCAGUCUUUCUUUCUCUUCUUCUUUUCUUUUCCUUUCAAGGAGGACAGAGUUCAGCGAUUGAAGUAAUGGCUGAGCUUUCGGCGAAAAUUAGCUGUGAGCGAAUACGUUGACGUUACAGGCGCGCAGGACGUUUUAACGCAGGGUCGUCACGAAUUUAAAGGGACGGAUCAUCCAAAAAUGAAACGUUGAAAAAAAAUAAAUAAAUCCGAUUGAUAACAGAACUUGCAUUUUUUUUUUUUUGGAUGAAUUAUUCCUUUAUUAUUCCUUUUAAACAGUUACGAUACUCUGAUAUUAUCACACUAGCGAGGGUUUUUUAUGCGUUUCUCCCAUUUUAAAAUAAACUGAUCCUUUUUCUGGGUGUUUUUUUCACCCGGUGGUGGCGUGGAAGAGGCUUCAGUUUCCUGUUUUGUUUUUUUGGUUUUUUUUUUUGUAUUUUUUUAGUUUUUUUUCCGUUUGGAUCAUUUUGAUGUUGCUAUUGCAAACCCAUGCACUGUUCUGUUCUUUGGUUUCAGGGCAUCGAUCAAAGGAUUGUUUACUAGCGCCCGUGAUGCAUGCAACGGGUUAUUAGCUCUAGUGAAGUCAGUGUCACGUCACCAGUAUGUAAAGGUAUUUCUAAAGUAAUUGUGGCACUGCUUUCACGCUCUUGCUGAGAACCUGUGAUAUGUACCAUAGGCUUUGACGCAAACAAACGAGGGGUUGCUGUUUCACGCUACUGUUUAGGAAAACAGCUAUUUGUGUUUGACCCGUAUGGAGAAUAAGACUUCGUUGUUUGCAUUCUAAAUGUAACGCAAAAAAGGGGAAAGUCUUCCAGAAUUUAUCUCCCUUCAGUGAGUGUUUCGAGAGCCCUUGCCCCCGUAGUAUGUAUGACGCACGACUGCGCGGUUCUGGCGGCAUGGAGAUCUCGUUCCCGCGUGGUUCUGGCGGGUCCGAGCGCGUUUGCGCCAGAGCGGCCCAGGCCGUGCCGUUCCACCUUUUGAGCAAGGAGACCCACAUCAGGCUUGUGAAAUGAAGUGUAAAACUGUUUUUAUUAUUUUGGGGUUUUUUUAUUGUUUUGUUUUGUUUUUGAAGAUCAGUUAGUGAUCUCUGUGACAUAAUUAAGCCAAGUUUGUAAUUGUAUAAUAUUUACUGUAAGAUGUAGAACAUUCAAUAACUAUUAAAAUCUUUCCAAAAAAAAAAAAAAAAA
Messenger RNA from Puntigrus tetrazona (Sumatra barb), 5041 nucleotides. It is a transcript of the gene fam168a, whose product is annotated as family with sequence similarity 168 member A. The transcript has 9 exons. The record is from RefSeq and is a predicted model, not a curated record. Gene Ontology annotation, biological process: positive regulation of base-excision repair. Lineage: Eukaryota; Metazoa; Chordata; Actinopteri; Cypriniformes; Cyprinidae. The coding region runs from base 243 to 1064 and encodes 273 amino acids.